This is a messenger RNA of Tachysurus vachellii, 2608 nucleotides long. It is a transcript of the gene elf2a, whose product is annotated as E74-like factor 2a (ets domain transcription factor). The coding region runs from base 401 to 1864 and encodes 487 amino acids. The transcript has 9 exons. Gene Ontology annotation, cellular component: nucleus. Gene Ontology annotation, molecular function: DNA-binding transcription factor activity, RNA polymerase II-specific; sequence-specific DNA binding. NCBI's taxonomy places the organism in Eukaryota, Metazoa, Chordata, Actinopteri, Siluriformes, Bagridae. The record is from RefSeq and is a predicted model, not a curated record. Gene Ontology annotation, biological process: cell differentiation; regulation of transcription by RNA polymerase II.
UGUCCCGGUGACGCCACGCUCUGUGUUUGCGGUUCAGAGGAGCUUCACUUCACUUCAGAGAGAGAAAUAAAUCGGAGAUAAACAAACAAACAAACAAACAAACAAACAGCCGAACUGAGCACCGCGCCCUGCUGGAACUCUAACGGAUCUGUGCGGCUGCUUUUCUCGCGUUGUUCGUGUUAAAUCCGUGACCAGUGUAAACUUUUAGCUACAAUCCGGUCGCAGUGAGCUAUUGCUAACAGAUUAGCGGUUAGCCGGACGUUUCUUUGGAAGCUAGCGGAAUAUUUACAACUGGAACAAGUACUCAAAUAAUAAAGGGACCGCGGGAUAAGGCGUAAAAACAGGUUUGCUUUGUAAGUGGACUGGACCUACAGGACUGUGUGGCACAGAGGAAUGAGUCAUGACCUCUGUGGUGGUAAUAGACGGCGGAGGGAACGUUCUGGAGUACGUCACCGGGGACGAGGAAGCGCAGCAGGAGGUGUGUUGUGAUGGCACAGUGAUCCACGAGGACGAAGCCGGGUGUCCGGCAGUGAUCGUGGAGCAGGUGAACAGCGCAGAUUUGGAGCAGUGCUACGCCGCUCAGGUGCUCGUCUGUGACGACGAGAACACCUACCUGAUGCAGGACGUGGUGGAGGAGCAGGUGGUGGAGACUGAGGUGCAAGAUGCAGGUAUAGUGGAGGUAUCAGUUCAUGACAAAACCAUUGAAGCAGCUGAGGCUCUGCUGCACAUGGACUCUCCAGCCAGCCUUCAUGAUGACCACAGCCCAGAAGAGUUCCUGUCGGAGAUGGAGGUGGAAGUGAGCACUGAGGACAUGGGGCAAGUUGUGGAAGAUUGUAACAGCACGACGCAGCAGGCGGAUCUGCAGAAAAAGAAAAGAGGACGGAAAUCCAAACUGCCACGUGCUUGCUGUGACGGCUCGCUGGAUCUCAUUUAUAAGCGGAAGUCGAGAGAGAGCAAGGGCACCACCACGUACCUAUGGGAGUUUCUACUGGAUCUCCUUCAGGAUAAAGAAACCUGUCCUAAAUACAUCAAAUGGACAGAAAAGGAGAAGGGCAUCUUUAAGCUGGUGGACUCUAAAGCCGUAUCCAAGCUGUGGGGCAAACAUAAGAACAAACCGGACAUGAACUACGAGACUAUGGGUAGAGCGCUCAGGUAUUACUACCAGCGAGGAAUUCUGUCCAAGGUGGAAGGGCAGAGACUGGUGUACCAGUUCAAGGAGAUGCCCAAAGAUAUCGUGUUCAUCGAUGACGACAUAGAGGACGGAAUGGAUAAGAGCAAAGCGCAGAGUCCCACCGCGGCCGACACGCCCAGGCGGAGGAAAGAGAGGUUUUCUCCUGUUUCAUCCUCAGCACCCAUCAUCAGCAUCGCCUCAGGACCUGAAGGACUCGUGUCCAUGCAACAAGCUGCGGUCGCCACAACAACGGGCCCCAGGACUGUGAGGCUGGCCAUGCAGGUGCCAGUUGUCAUGACACCCCAGGGUCAAAAGAUCUCCACGGUGACCCUCAACUCUCCCACGAGCUCCUCUCCGGUCCUGACAACGGGCAGCGUACUGGGUGGGGGGAACAGCGCAGGUAAAAUGUUGCUGAUGCCCACACAGGGGCAGAACGGCGAACGGAUCACCCUGCAGCUCAUCACGCUUCCCGCCAAUACCACAACCAAAGCAGGCACGCCCAUCACGCUGCGUACCCUCGCACCGCUCACAGGGACCCAGGUGCUUCAGCUCGCCAUGCCUUCCUCUGCCAACAACCCCACCACCAUCACGGUGCCAGCAGAGCAGCCGCUAAACACGCAGGACAUCAAGAUCAUUAAGCUGGAUCAUCUGGAGAGAAGCGUACACGCAGACCAGGCCACCACACAAAGCUGACACUCUGUUCACUCAAACACAACAACCGACCCCAGCUUUCGUGUCAAUCCAAGAUAUGCUCACAAAGACUCGACGACGGCGCUAAAGCUAAUCCGACCCUUCACGUUCACGUCCCAACACUAUGACCGAAAAAAAAUCUGCUUAGAGACCAAGCAGCCGAGACGAAGCCGGACAUUUCCGAGACAGACCACCGGAGUCACGAGGUUCUGGCACCGCACUGUAACCGGUGCUAAGGACAGAGACUCUCUGGCCAAAACACAGCGACGGAAAGAAACGUUUCCCAACAGAUUCGACAGACGUGAAAAGGACGCUGUAUAUAUACUGACUCCAUACUCGUAGUGAACAAAAUGUAAAGAAGCUUCAGGAUUUUUUUUUUUUUGUUUAACUUUCCCCAGUGUAAAUAUGAAAUAUAAACUUUUUGAUAUUUUGUAUCAGGCAGUGUUUUUUUUUUUUGUUUUUGUUUGUUUUUUUAAUAUCUAAAAAGCAUCUUAAAACUUUGUAGACCUUAAUAUUUCACUUUCUAUAUCCAUAUUUUUGUUGCAUUUAUAUCCAUCAUACCUGUUAUUCACAUUUCUUUGUCUCAUUUUCGAUUGUGUACAAAAAAGGGAGAGAAACGUGUGUGUGUGUCUCUGUUUGGACUUAACUUUAUCGAAUGUUCAAUAUUUGAAGCAUAUAUUUUGUUGUACUCCUAUUCAAGCUUGUAUCCAAGUAGAUUUAAAUAUACAGGACAUAAUUAUGCAAAAC